AUGGCGAACACACGUGUUGUCUACCGUCGGCGCAACCCGUACAACACAACGUCCAACCGGACGCGGAUUGUUAAGACCCCGGGAGGCGAGCUGCGAAUUCUUCACAUCAAGAAGCGCGGAACGGCCCCGAAAUGUGGUGAUUGCGGUUCCAAGCUGCCUGGUAUUCCGGCCCUGCGCCCCCGCGAGUACGCCCAGAUUUCGAAACCGAAGAAGACAGUCCAGCGUGCCUACGGUGGCUCAAGAUGCGCAAACUGCGUUCAGGAUCGUGUUGUCCGGGCGUUCCUGAUUGAGGAGCAGAAGAUUGUAAAGAAGGUGCUGAAGGAACAGAGCCAGAGUGAGAAGAAGAAAUAA
Messenger RNA from Grosmannia clavigera kw1407, 351 nucleotides. RefSeq names its product 60S ribosomal protein l34. NCBI's taxonomy places the organism in Eukaryota, Fungi, Ascomycota, Sordariomycetes, Ophiostomatales, Ophiostomataceae. The transcript has 3 exons. Gene Ontology annotation, molecular function: structural constituent of ribosome. Gene Ontology annotation, biological process: translation. The record is from RefSeq and is a predicted model, not a curated record. Gene Ontology annotation, cellular component: ribosome. The coding region runs from base 1 to 351 and encodes 116 amino acids.